UAACUUCAAUUUUUCUGAAUCUUUUAAAUUUACUCAAUCUUGUUUGUAAUUUAUUUCUUUUCUCAAAUAAAAUUAAGCAGUCGCAAAAAAAAUAUUUUCAAAAUUCUAAUUGGAUACAAACAACAAUGAAUUUCACCAAAUAUUUUAAACGCAAUGACUAUGAUAAUAUGGACCGUUUUAUGUUACAUCAAAAAAUUCGCUGUUCAAGAGAUCCUUUUGAGGGUGACCCUUUCAAAAUUCAAUCCUUGAAUUUUCGUUAUGCAGAGAAACCCAAAUUUUACCCAACAACAAACCGAAAUGCAGAAAAUUCUCAAAUGAGAAAUUUAUAUCGGAAGCAACCACACAAUCAUACCUUUGAAAGAGAAAUACCAUCUUCGUUUAUGAAUUUUGGAAGAAAAUCUUCAUCUGUUUGUUCUUUUUCGGUUACUCCAAAAGCUGAAAAAUUAGUUGCAUACUCCAUUGUUAAUUCAUCUGAAAACAAAUUUGAUGUCAACCGUUCAAAGUCUUUUAUUCAGCCUUUUAUAUCAGUUCCAGUUACUGGAGAAAGUACUACUUCAAAUCAUCAAAAUUUAGUGAAACCUAAAAAUAGCCUUGAAUCGAAAAGACGAACAGAUUCAAUGACAGCUAUUAACUUAGAUCACAGUGGAGGAUGCAAAAUAUCUAUAAAAAUUAAUGGAGUUCCCAAGGAUCAAGUACAUAUAAAGAAAAGAGUUAACAAUCGUGAAAUUUCCCAAACUAGGACAAAAACAAUAACGAAAUCAUCAUCGCCUAAAAUUGAACAACCAUAUAAGCUAAAACCUUCUAGGUCCUACGUAAUUCAUAGAGAUGAUACUUCAUCUGAUAUUUCAUCUGAUUUGAGAAAAUCAUCAAGAAAACUUUUUCGGGAAUCCUCUACUCAUUCUAUGAUUCCUCAUAAAGAGGAGAGGACUAAAUCAAGGGAAUUCGAUAAAAAAUUUUCAUUGGCAGUUACAAGAAACUCAUCCUGUAAGGCACGAGGUACAUCACAGUUAAAUUUAUCAAACAAAGGCUCUGGAAACGGUGCAAUGGAGAGUUUAUCUAAAAAAAAAUCCUCGGUGCAGAAAACAAUACCUGGAACAAAUUUGGAAAGACGAGCUUUCAUAUUGGAAAAAAUUUUAUCGAGCAAUCCAAUUGUAACACAAUCAAAACAAAGCUUAAAUUUAAAGAAAUCAAAAUCCGUUAUAAAUCAAAGGUUUACACCAUUACCAAUAUCAAGAAAAUAUUGCACUGUUGAAAAUAUCAAUCCAAGAGUUCACUAAAACUUAUACUUAUUUCAUAAAGUUAGAGAGUUUUGAUGAAAAAUUAUUAAUAACAUUGUUAAAAUAACAUUAGUUAAAAGUUGGUUUUCUUCAAAGCUUUUAAUUUUAGUAAAAAAUAGUGCAUUUUUUUUUUUCGAACAUUUAGUUUCAAAUAAAUAUACUUUUUCGACGUAA
This is a messenger RNA of Episyrphus balteatus (marmalade hoverfly), 1451 nucleotides long. RefSeq lists its product as uncharacterized. The transcript has 2 exons. The record is from RefSeq and is a predicted model, not a curated record. Bases 126 to 1277 code for a protein of 383 amino acids. NCBI's taxonomy places the organism in Eukaryota, Metazoa, Arthropoda, Insecta, Diptera, Syrphidae.